Molecule: messenger RNA, 2510 nt
Organism: Nelumbo nucifera (sacred lotus)
Lineage: Eukaryota; Viridiplantae; Streptophyta; Magnoliopsida; Proteales; Nelumbonaceae
Gene: RARE1
Product: Pentatricopeptide repeat (PPR) superfamily protein
Biological process (GO): RNA modification
Molecular function (GO): protein binding; RNA binding; zinc ion binding
Source: RefSeq, a predicted model, not a curated record
CUUGAGUUUCUUGAGGAAAUGGACUCGACCGGUAUUUCUGUUGAUAAUUAUUCUUAUAAAUGUCUCCUGGAAACAUGUGGAAAAAUGAAAAAURUAGUGGAUGGAAGACUGAUUCACGAGCACAUGCAGAGAACAGCUAGGAACCGUUCUAGGUUUCUCGACUACUGUCUUCUGCGAAUGUACUGUGAUUGUGGGAGUUUAUUAGAUGCACGGGAAUUGUUUGAUGAAAUGCCAGGAAAGGAUUCAAUUACUUGGGGUCUCAUGAUAUCUGCCUAUGCACAGAAUGGGAUAUUUGUUAAAGCUGUCAGUUUAUUUUCAGACAUGCAGGUAGCGGGGCAUGAAGUGAACCCAUCGGUUUAUGUUAGCUUGAUAAGGAAUAUUGUUUCCCCUUCAUGUUUGUUUCUUGGGAAGCAAAUACAUUCUUAUGCGAUUAGAACUGGGUCGAUCCCUAAUGUUUUGGUUGAAACUGCCCUUCUUAACAUGUAUGCAAAGUGUGGUUGCUUAGAAACUUCUGAGAUGGUUUUUGAUAACAUGGCUCAUAAGAAUGCUGUAACUUGGACAGGGUUGAUGAUGGGGUAUACUCAAGCUGGGAGACAGGAUGAAGCUUUGGAACUGUUUGUCAGAAUGCUAGUAGACAGCACUCAAUUGGAUGAGUUUGCAUUUUCAGUUGUUCUAAAAGCAUGUUGCGAUUUGGGGGACUUGGGUGUUGGAAUGCAGGUUCAUGGUUACAUUAUUAAAGUUGGUAUGGACGAUGAGGUUUCAGUGGGAACUCCUCUCGUGGAUUUUUAUGGAAAAUGUGGAAGUUUAGGGGAUGCUUGUCGGGCUUUCAAGAAGAUUUCUUACCCAAAUGAUGUAUCAUGGAGUUCGGUCUUCACUGCCUAUUUGCAAGUUGGCAAGUUCGAAGAGUCUCUUGAAAUUUUUAAAUUGAUAAGGAGCAAGGACAAGAAGCUGAAUUCUUUUAUUUAUACUAGCAUCUUUCAAGCAUGUUCAAUGCUUGGGGAUUUGAAUUUGGGGGUUCAAGUACAUGGCGAUGCCAUAAAGAGAGGCCUUGUUUCGGACCUAUAUGGGGAAAGUGCGUUGGUUACUAUGUACUCGAGAUCUGGCAAGUUAGAAUAUGCUCGUCAAACCUUUGAACUGAUACGGGAACCUGAUAUUGUGGCCUGGACUGCUAUGAUUGCUGCUUAUGCUUAUCAUGGUCAAGCUUCAGAAGCCUUGAGGCUGUUUUUGAAAAUGCAAGGCUUGGGUGUGAGACCCAAUGCUAUUACAUUUAUAGGCAUAUUCACUGCCUGCAGCCAUUCAGGAUUGGUCUCAGAGGCGAGGCGAUAUUUGAAUUCAAUGGCCAGUGAGUAUGGUGUAGAACCAAGUAUUGAUCACUACAAUUGCAUGGUUGAUAUCUACUCUCGUGCAGGUCUUUUGGAAGAGGCCCUUGAACUGAUAAAAACCAUGCCAUUUGAACCUGAUGCUAUGAGUUGGAAAAGUUUACUGGGUGGAUGCUUCAUUCACCGUAAUGUCAAAAUCGGGAAACAUGCAGCAGAAAACCUCUUUCAACUCGACCCUGAAGAUAUUGCAGGUUAUGUUCUCAUGUUUAACUUGUGUGCUUCUGCUGGUAAAUGGGAUGAGGCAGCCCGAAUUAGAAAAGUGAUGGCUGAAAGAGAUUUAAAGAAGGAUGUUGGUUGCAGCUGGAUUACUGUUCGGGGAAAGUUACACAGAUUUAUUGUGGGUGAUAGACAUCACCCACAAACAGAAGAAAUCCACUCCAAGCUAGAAGAGGUGAGUCGUUUGGUUUUUAAGCAUCACAAGAUUGAAUACCCCAGUCUUGACGAUGCACUGUAUGUAUUGCCAAAAGAGAGAAAAGAGCAACUUCUUGACCACAGUGAAAGGCUUGCAAUUGCUUUUGGGCUAAUAUCCUUGCCUAGUAAUGUCCCUAUUUUGGUCUUCAAAAACAUGCGUGCUUGUAAAGACUGCCAUGAAUUUGGAAAGCAGGUAUCUAAUAUUACAGGUCGCGAAAUUAUUGUUAGAGAUUCAAACAGAUUUCAUCAUUUUAAGGGUGGGGAAUGUUCUUGCAAUGAUUACUGGUGAAACACUAGAUCAGCCCUCCAGGCUAACAUUACAAGCUACAUGACUAUCCAGUUUUGCAUUUUCUGGUGAGUUCAAAUUUGCCAUUUCUAUGAUAAUUCCUUGUAUCCUUUGGAAAUUAUUUGUAUAUUAUCAAUUGGGAUGUUUGGUUAACAAUGGAAAAUUUUGGCGCCAUGAAGACCGUGGCUACAUUCUCCAUAGCUUCUACAUCAACAAAAUGUUUUUGUGCAAGACUUGUACUUUCUAGAGAAUCUAAUCAUUGUUCGUGUUGACGUAAUAGGAGUGUGUUUGUUGCCAAUGCUUCUAGAGUGACAAAAUUCAUACGUUGGCACAUUUGUGCAAGGUUCUUUCUGGUCUACCAAAGCAACCUAGUGUCAUUGUAGGUGUUAGACAGUGUAUGCCCUUAGUUUUAUUCAGAUUGAUGUACAGAUACA